AUGUCGCGAGUGAACGGGUCGAUGAUCCGGGUCGUGACGGACCGCGCUGUGCAGAUGGGAGAAGAGCUCUUCACGACGUACGGCUCGGAGGACUGGUUCCUGGACCGCCACAUCCAUGCCGCCCCCAUGCUGCCCAACCAGUCGGCGGAAGGCGAGAGCAACUGCAGCUUCGCUCCGCGGAAGCUGCCUUCCCCGGCUGUCUGUGCCAGCAUUACGUCGCCGGAGCCCUCCGGCAGGGGCGUGCUGGCCCAGCAUUCCAUCGCUGCAGGCACUGUUCUUUCCAGCCCCAUGUUUGCCUUCGAUCCGGCUUAUGUGUCUGGUGCGUGGGACCUGCUAGCAAACAGCGCAGGCCAUCCAGACCUAGACUUGCUGGUGUUGCCCUUCCUGUUUCCGGGUCUUCUCACCAGCAACACGUCUUCUCCGAACAUGGCUGCAUCAGUGCAUCUGGAAGGUGGGGCUGAGGAGAUCUCCGUGCACCAGGCCUGCGACCGGCAAUUUGCCCUGGAGUCCUUCCGCCUCAGUGCUCUGAAGGACAUCGCUCCAGGCGAGCUGCUUGUUGUGGACGCUGCCUUUGACCAUCGGGGUCCCCCGAUGCCGCUGGCAGGGGGUUGGCCCCAGCCCUGGUUGGCCGCGUCCGUGGCCCAGUCGCGGCUCGCGGCAGCGCGCGCCGGCGACGCUGGGGCCCAGUUUCAGCAUGCAGAGACCCUCCGGCUUAGCGGCAGCGAGCCCUCCGGAGAGGCUUUGCAGUGGUACAGGAAAGCCGCCGACCAGGGCCACGUGGAAGCGCUCCUCCGUGCUGGGACUUUGCUGCACCGAAGACUGCGGGAGCUGUCCGACAGGAACGACGGAGCAUUGGAUCAAGCAGCGUCGGAGGUGUACCGCUACUACAUGCAAGCGUCAGCUGGCGGCUGCGUGAAAGCCCAGCUUCUCCUGGCCGAGUUCUGCAUGGAUGGCAAAUUCAUGGAGGUGAACCGGAACUGCAGCGCAACUUGGGCUCGACGCGCGUUGGAAAGCGGUGCGGCGCGCACGGCGCUCUUUGCUGAGACCUUCUUUGAGCUCGCCGAGUGCUUUCUGCAGGGAAAACAUGGUCCAUUGGAUCAGGCUUCGGCCUUUUUCUGGCUGCAAGUGGCCGCCGACGCGGGAUCUGCCAAGGCCCAGUACACGCUGGGAAGAGAGCUUUUGGAGGACCUCACGGUGGCUACUGGCAACGAGUUUGCCGCCGAGUGGUUGCAGAGGGCCGCAGAUCAGGAUCAUGAGGAGGCGCAGUUCAUCCUCGGCGUCGCAUUGGCCAUGGGCCAAGGCCUGCCAAAGAACGACUCUGCAGCUGCGGGGUGGUUCCAGAAGGCUGCAGAGCGAGGCCACGCCAUGGCCCAGUACAACCUGGCGAUUGCCUUAGAGGAGGGCCGCGGCCUUGUGGCAAACGCCUCGGCAGCCAAGGCUUCUGCUGGAACGGCCUGCCAACAUCUUGUUCUCCGAACACCGAUCCCUGACAAGUUGCAUCCGGUGCACUGCAGAUUCCUGCUGCCCGUGAUGUGGAAGCAGAAGAUCCCAACACCCCCAAUCCCAAUUCCCACGGCGCGAAGGUGUGGUUUCAAGCUGCAGCCACGCAGGGAGUGGCUGAGCCCCGCUGGAACUGGAUACGAAGGCUGA
Molecule: messenger RNA, 1650 nt
Organism: Symbiodinium sp. CCMP2456
Lineage: Eukaryota; Dinophyceae; Suessiales; Symbiodiniaceae
Source: the annotation of a GenBank genome assembly